Molecule: messenger RNA, 3405 nt
Organism: Clavispora lusitaniae ATCC 42720
Lineage: Eukaryota; Fungi; Ascomycota; Pichiomycetes; Serinales; Metschnikowiaceae
Product: glucan endo-1,3-beta-D-glucosidase
Cellular component (GO): cell surface
Molecular function (GO): endo-1,3(4)-beta-glucanase activity; glucan endo-1,3-beta-D-glucosidase activity
Source: RefSeq, a predicted model, not a curated record
AUGUCUUCUGUCGUACUUCCAAAACUACUUUUCUUUUUUAUUUCAUUUGAAACAAGUAUGAGAGCAGUGAAGCUUUAUGGUCCUGCCGUUGCACUUGCAAUGCUUCCUGUUGCUUCGUCCUUAGCAAUAAGGAAGUUGUCAGCAGACAAUGAAUCCAUCAGCGAUGUUGCUGUAGAUAUGGCCAAUCCUAUGUACGCAACAAAAGCAAGCUUUGACCCUGCUGAGACGCAACUUAACCAUAUUCCGGAGAGUGAGAUUCCUUUUGACUUCAAGCUGGUUGGAUCGGAAAAUCAAGAUUGCUUAACCGUUCCAGCCUAUCGUCAAGAUCUGACCUUCACUGUGGGACCAGAAUCAAUUGCUUUUGGGGAGCACCCCAAAAUUGUUGAAAGAAAUGGCAAAUAUGUUCCUGUCUGUGUGACAAUUGUUUCUGACAGUAUCGUUCUUGGACCUGUAUCAACUGUAUCGGGGGACCACCCAAGACUUGUACAAAGAGACGGUUUGCCUACCCGUACCGCUAAUAGUGAUGAGGUUCAGAAUGGUCCAAAGAUUUUAAAGACCGUCCCUUUAUCGGAAGGUGAAGGUCCAACUCAUUUGUCAACGAUUUACUAUGAUACUGCAAGCAAAACAAGAAACGAGGUGAAGCCUUCCGCAACAUCUAUAAAAAAAUUUGCAGGCCCUAACCCAAUGAUUGCUAAAGCCGAAAUAACUGGUGGCUCUACUAUCAAAAUAGGUGACUAUGAUUUCAAUGCUUUGUUCGAAACACCACAAGCUAAGGCCGAAAAUGCAGAGCCCACGGUUCAAGCAACUGUCAAUGGUAAUGGUCAUGCUGAGGCCAAUGCCGCAAAUGGAAACAAAAGAGUCCUGACUCGUGCAGUCGGUGGAGCUGCCGCAACUACUUCUUCCACAAGCGCUCCCCUGACAAGUUACUAUGCUACUGUCUAUGGGGGAGCCACUGCUAAGGCCAAUUCUCUGUCACAAACAUAUGCCUCCUCUUACCCAAAUGGGCAGGCUAAUGUACUGUCAAGUACUUACGCUUCUGUAUAUGGGAGUAAUGGAGUGAGCAACUCACUGGAAAGUACCUAUGCUUCAGUAUAUGACAGCGCUUCAAACACAGUUUCAGCCAAUGGCAAUGAAGUUUCGGACCCUCCAAACCCUUCUGGACUUGAUGGUUCUGAUCUCACCGAAUACAUUACAUUCUCCAGCGCUGAAUCUUCUUUCUCUGCUAACAGAACUGUGAUCUUGGACUCGAAACCAACGUGUAACACUGUGGGUAACUUGUUCUCGGGCAUUUCAUCGAGAGAUCCUUCUGCCUUUUUCAAAGAAGAUUCACUUCCCUUGAACCUCCCAAGAGGUGUCAUGAAGGAUCUGAGUAUUCACACAAACAAAUUUUACAACAACUUGAUCUUGGGAGAACAAACCAACAUGGUAUGGACUUACCCUUACGGAUUCUACUGGGACAAGAGCUCUAAGCAUGGUUUUGCGGUUCAAUAUUCAAGUCCUUCCAGUAGAAUCAAUGGUAAGAAGAAUUCAAAUGGAGCUGUCAGCUCUUUCACUUACCCUACUCACAAGGGUGACCUUGUUUUUUCUGCCAGCGAAUUGCGUCAAAAUCAGAGCUACUUGACUGUGAAGGACAUGGAAGCCAUGUAUGUUGCAGUCCAAUUAUCUCCUGAGGGUUACAACAAAACCAACAAUAUUGAAUUUCCUCUCGUUGAAGGUAUGGGUUUUGCCACUGCAAUUUAUCACGGCAACAUGACUUUAAGAUUGUCUUCUGAGUUCACCAUCACAAGUUUGGUGCAAGAGAACGUGACUGCCAGAUCUACCGAAAUGCAAAAAUACAGAAUCAAUUUGAGCUCAGGUGCCCAAUGGAUUAUUUUCCUUUCAGGAAAAUUGUCCGGCUUUCAGCUUUCAAUGUAUAAUGGAAAUAUCGUGGCUUCAAGACCUGCGGAUGGAUUAGUUGUCCAAGCUGCAGUUGCGCCUAAGGAACGCAGAUUGGAUGCAUAUUAUCAGCUUUCUGCAGGUUCGUAUGUGACAGGUGCAGAUGUGAAAGGUUCCAUUGCAUGCCGCGAUGUUCAAUACUCAAUCUCAUAUACCACCGCAGGUUCUUCUCAUGCCAACGUUCCAAUCAUUUUCGCUUUGCCCCAUCACUUAGAAAACCUCAGCCAGUCUACAGCUAAAAGAUACACUGGUAUCAAUUUGUGGUCAACAACGAAGGGCGAAAUGAGAGGUCUUUUGACAAAUGUGCUUUCUUUCACCGAUACCGUUGACAUUAAUGUUCAAUUCUACCCUUACUUGCUGGGUACCGGAACUUCUCUUUCUUAUUCUCCUGAACAGAUCAAACAAAUUCGAGAUGUUGCAGUGGCAGAAUUAGAGGAUAUCGAUGUUGUUGCUACGAUUCUUCUGAUGGAAAGCACCUACUACAUCGGUAAAGUUCUCGAUAAGUACGCUUACAUGUUACUCGUUCUUAAGGACAUUGUUCAAGACCAUAAAUUGGCCGACUCUUUACUUGUUCAAUUGCAACUGUACUUUGCAGUCUUCGCCCUGAACGAAAUGCCGACUGAAUUUAUGUACGAUACAAAGUUUGGUGGAAUUACUCCAACAGCUAACAACGGUGGUGAUACAUCUGAAGAUUUCGGCACUGGAUAUUACAACAAUCACCAUGCUUACUAUGGUUACUACUUGCAUGCAGCGGCUGUGGUUGGAUACGUCGAUAAUCAGAACAAUGGUGAUUGGGUCGGCAAGAACAAGAAUUGGAUUAAUACUUUGGUCCGGGACGUUGCCAACCCAUCCACUGCUGACAGCUUCUUCCCUCAAUUCAGGUACUUUGAUUGGUUCCAUGGUCAUUCUUACGGCAGAGGAUUGUUUGAAAGUGCCAAUGGUAAAGAUGAGCAAUCUAGUUCAGAGGAUUACAACUUCUCAUAUGGAAUGAAAUUGUGGGGUAAGGUAAUUGGCGAUAAAGCUAUGGAAGCACGUGGUGACUUGAUGUUGAAGAUCCAAAGCAGAUCUAUCAACUCUUACAUUCUCUUGUCCGAUGACAACAAGGUUGAGCCAGCUGAUUAUAUUCCAAACAAGGUUGCUGGUAUUUACUCUGACAACGAAAUCGAGUACAACACUUACUUUGGUCUGAAUGUUUCAUAUAUUCAUGGUAUUCACAUGUUGCCUAUCACUCCCGCUUCUUCGUCGGUAAGAAGUGCCAAAUUCGUUGAAGAAGAGUGGACCCAAAUCCUUCUGAAAGCAAAUACUGGCUCUUCUGGAUGGAAUGGUAUCAUGGCUUUGAACCAAGCGAUCUAUGAUGGUAAAACUUCUUACGUUUUUUUCGCUUCCAAAAACUUCAAGCGCACCAAUCUCGACAGAGGCCAAAGUAGAACUUGGGCCUUGGCAUUCGCUGGAGGUGUUUCUCGCUUUUAA